AUGAAAAGAGCUUUUUAGUAAUUUGAAAAGUAAGUAAGACAAACAUUUGAAUCAGCUAAAUCAGGAUUGAAUUAUAAAGUAUUGGUGAUGUAAAAUAAAAUGAUAUUGGGAAAUAUUUCAAUUCAUCUUAAUAAACAAAAUUAGAUUCCUAAUAUGUUAUUAGCAGAUUUAUUUCAAAAAAAACAUUUUAAUUUAACUAAAGAAGAUCAAUGUAUGUAUUUUGAAGGAGAUUUUACAUCAUUAAAAUCUGUUGAUCAAGAUCUAUUAUACCAUUCUGAAUCAGGUAAGAGAUUUGAAUUAAAUAGGUUUAUUGGUUUAUGAUACUUAAUAAAAUAGACUCAAAUUACAUUUAACAAGAGAAAGUUCAUCAUCUCAAGGACUUAUUCUUGGAUAUGUUAUGAA
Messenger RNA from Paramecium pentaurelia, 402 nucleotides. The record is from the annotation of a GenBank genome assembly. NCBI's taxonomy places the organism in Eukaryota, Ciliophora, Oligohymenophorea, Peniculida, Parameciidae.